UCGCUACACUUACGCAUGUUCGUAGCCCCUUCGCCCCUCCGUUUUCCAGUGUGUGUCUUGAGUGGCUAAAGAUAAGAGUGUUGUACUACGUCCUAAUAAAUUUAAAUGUUGUCAGGUUACUCAUUCAGUAUUUAAUCGUACCAUGUGCGGCGUCUGACUGACUUUUUGUAAAUUCGGAAACAAGAUUUACAAUGGCGGGUAUUUUGUCACUUGUUUGGUUUGUUGGUUCGGUGUUGAUAACACCGUUUUUGAUGAUUUUGUUAUGUAUUGUUUUUCUCGCAUCAAUUGGAAAAUCUUUGGGAGUAAGAAGACUGUACGUGAAGCUGCUUCUGAUCAUAUUUGAGUUUGGUCGUGCCAAUAUUGAAACCGCUCAAAAAGGGUCAAACGCUGAAGACACCAGCGAAGAAGACGAAGAACACAUCGAAGAAAUCUCGCCCCUUAACAGCAAUGCCACAAAUGAUAUAAAACACUUAAAAACGCCCAACGGUUUGAAGAAGCCAAACAAUGGUUACGUGCCCAACGGAAAUUCGGUCAUUAGUAGAGAUGAUAAGCUAAUUUUGGUACCCGAACCACCGUUUACCAUGCACAAAACGGACGAAACGACCGAUUUAUCAGAAGCUAAGGAUAAAUGUAAGGACUACGAUUUGUGCAACAUUUUCGACUACUUGAAAGCGGGGAUGGAAUCAAUCAUCGAAGAUCAAGUCACGUCGAGGUUCGAAGCCGAAGAACUGAAGAAUUGGAAUUUGCUGAUUCGCACGAACAGGCGAUACGAAUUUAUAUCGUGGAAAUUGACGGUGAUGUGGGUGUGCGGUUUCUUCGUCAGAUAUUUCUUCUUGUUUCCUUUACGGGUGACCAUCUGCUUUUUUGGGAUAUGUUGGUUGGUGAUUACCACAGGCCUGCUAGGAGGACUUCCCGACUGCCCCCCCAAGCGCUGGAUUAACACAAAAUCGUACCUAACGGCCUUUCGCAUAAUGAGUCGUUCUUUAUCGGCCGAAAUAAUCAUUCACAAUAAAGAGCACAGACCUGCCAGGGGGUCGGUGUGCGUCGCGAACCACACGACGCCCUGCGACGUGCUUAUUUUGUCCACAGAUAACUGUUACUCUUUGGUAUGGUGGUUGACUCUGUGUACGGCGUUAGUAGGGUAUGUGAAGGAAGGCGAUUUUAAGCAGAAAUUAAAUAAGUACGUGUCAGUUAUGUGCUUUGGAAUUUUAUCGAACGCUAUAUCUUCAGUUAUUACUUACCAUAAUGAAGAAAAUAAGCCUAAGAGUGGGAUCUGUGUCGCCAAUCAUACGUCGCCGAUAGAUGUACUUAUUUUAAUGUGCGAUAAUUGCUAUUCUCUGAUUGGCCAAAGUCAUGGAGGUUUUCUUGGAAUCUUGCAACGAGCCUUAGCACGGGCGUCUCCUCAUAUCUGGUUUGAACGGUCGGAAGUACGAGAUAGACAUGCUGUUGCAAAUAAGUUAAAAGAGCAUGUCUCCAAUCCCAAGAACCCACCAAUUCUGAUAUUUCCGGAAGGUACCUGCAUUAACAAUACGUCAGUGAUGCAGUUCAAGAAAGGCAGCUUUGAAGUAGGGAGUGUAAUUUAUCCAGUAGCUAUAAAAUAUGACCCUAGAUUCGGCGAUGCAUUCUGGAACAGCAGUAAAUAUUCUAUGAUGCAAUAUCUAUACAUGAUGAUGACAAGCUGGGCUAUUGUAUGUGAUGUUUGGUAUUUACCGCCCAUGCAGCAGAAUGAGGGAGAAAGCGCAAUUGAUUUUGCGAACCGAGUCAAGAGUGUGAUAGCGAAACAAGGCGGAUUGGUCGAUUUAGUUUGGGAUGGCCAGUUAAAGCGCACAAAACCAAAGAAAGAGUGGCGAGAACGACAGCAAGAAGAAUUCAGCAAGCGACUUAAAGUAGAGUAGGUUUUUAAAAUGCUUUUAAGGCGUGAUCUUUAUUUUAACGUUUUUUAAUGCGAGUAAAUUUAGUGUGAUUUU
Molecule: messenger RNA, 1967 nt
Organism: Zophobas morio
Lineage: Eukaryota; Metazoa; Arthropoda; Insecta; Coleoptera; Tenebrionidae
Gene: Gpat4
Product: glycerol-3-phosphate acyltransferase 3-like
Exons: 8
Coding region: 192-1895 (567 amino acids)
Biological process (GO): triglyceride biosynthetic process
Cellular component (GO): endoplasmic reticulum
Molecular function (GO): glycerol-3-phosphate O-acyltransferase activity
Source: RefSeq, a predicted model, not a curated record